Molecule: messenger RNA, 882 nt
Organism: Stylophora pistillata
Lineage: Eukaryota; Metazoa; Cnidaria; Anthozoa; Scleractinia; Pocilloporidae
Product: peptidyl-prolyl cis-trans isomerase FKBP1A
Biological process (GO): protein peptidyl-prolyl isomerization
Cellular component (GO): cytoplasm
Molecular function (GO): peptidyl-prolyl cis-trans isomerase activity
Source: RefSeq, a predicted model, not a curated record
UGCAAUAGCUGUCACGUGGUAACAAAUCGAAGAGGAGUUGGAGCUGAACAUCAUUUAGCGUUAUGGGAGUAACAGUUGAGACUAUUCAAGAAGGACAUGGAGACAUUCCAAAGGCUGGCCAAACUGUGGUGGUACAUUACACCGGAACGCUAACAAACGGCAAAAAGUUUGAUUCUUCACGAGACAAAGGCAGACCUUUCAAGUUUAAGCUUGGAGCAGGCCAAGUGAUUAAAGGUUGGGAUGAAGGAGUAGCUCAGAUGAAAGUUGGUCAACGAGCAAAGCUCACUUGCUCUCCGGACUAUGGAUAUGGAGCAAGGGGGGUGUCUGGUGUUAUCCCUCCAAAUGCUGUCUUGAUAUUUGAUGUGGAGCUGCUUGGCCUGGAAUGAAAAGAUCAGUCAACAGUUUUCUGUGCCAUUUUUCCUUCUUCAAAAUAUUAUUAGUAUAGAUGCUUAAAAUCUAGAUAUAUACACAUCAUUCUGGAUUUCUUGUAGUUGGGUUAGGCGACUUAAGAUGUACUAGUUCCAUUUGUUAACCAGUUUACUUGUUGGAUACAGUAAUAUUUGCUGUGGAGGUGAACUUCUUUCUUUUCACCUUUGCCAUUCCAGGCUCCCACUUUUUUUUAUAAAAUGUUUUGCCAAUUUUUGCAUUGAAACUAUUUCUUCCUGUAUACAUAUCUCUGGUGUUAUAUCGUGCCUUUUCUUUUUUUUUUUCUGUUUUUGAGGUGAUAUCCUGUUUUCUUACCCCACAUUUUGGGCCCUGCUCCUGUUCCCCUCCACUUUACUAGCAAGCUUCUAAUGAUAUAUGGUAUUGCUCAUACAACUUGCUAUCCUUGGUAUUUUGAUUAUGAAUAAAGAAGGCUCUAAUGCGCUGAACCUUAAUAUA